Molecule: messenger RNA, 555 nt
Organism: Papaver somniferum (opium poppy)
Lineage: Eukaryota; Viridiplantae; Streptophyta; Magnoliopsida; Ranunculales; Papaveraceae
Exons: 1
Coding region: 1-555 (184 amino acids)
Molecular function (GO): nucleic acid binding; RNA-DNA hybrid ribonuclease activity
Source: RefSeq, a predicted model, not a curated record
AUGUCAAUCAUAAAACACUAUGCUUAUUGGCAUCCUGGUGCAAUACUCUCAAACAGAUCACCUAAUACUUCCCAUAUUAUGAGAAACAUUUUGUGGUCAUUUCCUCCUAAAGAUACUCAUAAAAUCAAUUAUGAUGCAUCUUGGAUAUCAGCACAGACUAAUGCAGGUUUUGGUUUUAUCAUGCGAAAUUUUGCUGGAAAUUUCAAGGCAGCAGGAAUUGGAAGCUUCAAAGCUUCAUCAGCAGAAGAAUCAGAAGCAGUAACUCCGCUUCAUACUGUCCAAUGGGCCGUUACAAAGAAGAUUGAAAAUUUGAUCAUUGAAUGGGACAAUCCAACAACAACUAUGUACGUUCAAGGAAAAAGCAACUCAAUCCAGUGGCAGUGUAUUGCAGUUCUAGAUGAAAUAAAGAAAUUGGUAAAUCAGUUAGUGUUUUUUUUGGGUUUCAAAGUUGUGGACAGGAAAGCAAAUGGAGCAGCAGAUAUUUUGGCAAAAAAAGGAACAAAUUCCAGUCAAUCAAACUUGGGAAGAAUCAGCACCUCUUUUUAUCAUUCCUAG